Messenger RNA from Mycena citricolor, 2061 nucleotides. Lineage: Eukaryota; Fungi; Basidiomycota; Agaricomycetes; Agaricales; Mycenaceae. The record is from the annotation of a GenBank genome assembly.
GGACACCUGUUUGCUGACUUCAAUGUCACGGUUCUCAGGACACGCUCACCACGACUUUCUCCCUGAUCCUGGCGCUUAUUCACCGCACCUGGGAUGCUAUAGACAGCCCUUCGCCUGUCUUUGUCGUCGUCUAUGUCCUUCACGAGGUGGACCGUCCCAGGCCCGCUCUGCAGGGCAUCCGGGCAUUGGGUCAUGCACAGUCUCAAAGCGUUAUGCACCUUCAAUCUGACUCAUAAUCGUGCGAGGAACUUGCCCUGAGGGUGAUUGCCGGCAUCUUUGUUGCUAACCGUGGGCUGGCUCCGCAAUGGUGGGGGGCUUGUUUUGGGGCUACGAUCUCUGUAUUCCCCUUCAUAUUUGCGCUCGCACGAUGGACCGAGGUGGUGCGCAUAUAUUCGGUAUGGAGAUCUAAUGGUCUCUCCAGAUAGGAUCAGGUCAUGCAUUCCAGCCAAUUUCAAUAUGCUCGCGAUUCGAAAACUACUCGAGGAUGUGUGCACAUCACGUCUAAGCGACCCAUCCAGCAACGAAGUCAUCGAUCUGCCCAUGCCGCUUCACGGCGUCCUCCCAAGUCGGGUAUUGCCCUUCGGUGGCAAAACGGUCAUACAACAGUCCCACAAUUUUUGACGGCAGUGGAGCAGUUGCGUCCCCCGGCCAGGACUCUUGUAGGUCAAAUUCGACCUUCUCCACCUUGUCCGUCUCGAAAUCAUGCACCUCGACAACAAUGCCGGCGGACACCAUAUGCAGCAUGGAAGACGCCUGGUUCGUCACGCGUAUCUCGCCCUUCUCGCCUGCGAUGCUCCACACAAGCGCGGGCUCGCCCGGGAACGGGGGACUGCGGCGGAAGCGAAACAGCAGGGAUGCGUCGCGCACGACGGUCGGCGACUCCGUCAGGCGUGCGGUGACGAUAAAUAGGUCCGCUGCGGCUGCGACUUGAUCUCGGUGGCCUCGCCCAGAACUGCCUGUAUCAGAUCGAAACCUGCGAGAGAUCGGGACCUAAGCAUCUAAAGCUAUUGUGGCGGCACAUCACGCACCGUGGCCUCCAAAGAUGGUGAUGACAUUCCCACCAACCGAGCGCUGGAGGAAAUAUUCGGCCCCUUUGGGCACUGAAUCGCGUCCUUUGGUCGCGCCUGCGCCAUGGAACUCCGUGCUCAGAACCUUCCCGAUCCGCCCAUCCUCGAUCAGCUUCUUGAGCCGCAGCGUCAAGGGGCUAACACGGCCUUGCAGACCGACCAUUGUCCGCCCACCACCAUUUCGGGCGGCGUCAGCCAGUUCCUUUGCGUGCUUGGUAUCUUGCGCUAGCGGCCACUCGACGUACACGUCUUUCCCAGCCUGGGCAGACGCGAGGACGGUCUCGUAGUGCCUGUCGACACGCGUGCUGCACACGACAAGCCGAAUGUCCUUAUCCGCCGCCAGUUCCGCGGGCGAACCGUACGCGCGCGUCUCGGCGGGGAGGUUGAAGUGCUUGAUAGCAGCGAGAGAAGAUUCUUUGGACGAGUUGAGAACGGCGACGAUGGUGUAGCGAGAUCGUCCGUGUGCGGAGAGCAGGUAGGGCAGGUGCGCAGAGACGGCCCACGACGAGGUCGAGUUCGCCGACAAUCCGAUGAGUGCAGUGGGGAUGGGAGCCAUGUUGAUAGUAACGAACGUCCCCACUGACCUGCAUUAUAAGCAGGAGUCUCUGAGAGAGAUUUAUCAGCCGAUUCGAUAUGAAGCUUUCUGCUUACUGAGCUGUGCCAUAUCGACGCGAUUCCAAUAUGACUGCCGGAGUGAGCGGGAAACGAUGGUCCUCGUACGUAGAGGUGCCGUGCGAAUUAGUCACCACUACUUCACAAUAUUUGGCUGAUUGGCCCAAGGGCUGUGCUUCGUUGUCUUAAAUUGUACAGCGGUUUCUUGACCGGCAGCCGGAUUUUACGCAGCACAAAUCGAUUUAUCAAGGCGUGGUCAAAAAGGCUCCGGAAGGGCAUCCGUGUAUUUCUCUAUCAAAUUCCAUCGCGAACAAAAUUUCCGUUAGACGAGCAAAAAAAUUAACAUCUUCAUCAAUUAUUCAUGUAAAUAAUAGAAUGUUGA